Molecule: messenger RNA, 2221 nt
Organism: Xiphias gladius (swordfish)
Lineage: Eukaryota; Metazoa; Chordata; Actinopteri; Istiophoriformes; Xiphiidae
Gene: smpd3
Product: sphingomyelin phosphodiesterase 3
Exons: 9
Coding region: 1-2175 (724 amino acids)
Biological process (GO): sphingomyelin metabolic process
Cellular component (GO): extracellular region; cytoplasm
Molecular function (GO): sphingomyelin phosphodiesterase activity
Source: RefSeq, a predicted model, not a curated record
AUGGUCCUCCAUACCACCCCUUACUCCAGUGCCUGUCUGCACUUCUUGGAUGGCUUAUCAUGGAGUUUGGUGUUCCCCUGCUACUGGCUCCUUGACCGGCUUCUGGCCUCGUGCGUGGCCACCUCACUGGAGAAGCACCAGCGCUCCCAGGACCCCUGCUCCUUCCUCACCCUGUGUGUCCUGAUCUCUGCACCCCUUUACCUGCUCCUCCUCCUCGCCUCCCUGCCUUUUGCCCUACUGGGCUUCAUCAUCUGGGCUCCUCUGCAAGCCGUCCGCGGGCCCUACUUGUAUACCUACCGCAGACCAGACAAACACCAGGCCGAGCAGGGCCAGGCAGGGCUAGGGGGCAUAGGGAUUGGGGAAUGGAGGCCUCAGGGCAGAAGCUUCUGUUUCUGCAGUGCCAACGUAUGCCUGCUGCCCGACUCCCUGGCCAGGUUCAACAACCUGUCAGACACCCACAGGAGAGCCCGUGAGGUGGGAAAGAGGAUCCGAAAUGGUGCCAGUCGGCCUCAAAUAAAAAUCUACAUCGACUCACCUACCAACACUUCCAUCAGUGCGGCGUCCUUCAGCAGCCUUGCCACAGGUUUCCGUCGUACCUCCUCUCUGGACCAGCGCCCAGACCAAACACACACCAACAACGGCCCAGCCGACACUGAAACUGAACCCCUCACUGAGUGCCCAAUUCACCCCUCAGGUGCUGCUGACUGUCCUGUACACCCAGCUGCAGGAGACCAGGGCUCCUUUGGAUGCCCCCUUCACCCAGACGGAGCAGACCCCAUGGCAGGCUGCCACCUCCACCCAAAGGGGGCUAACAACAGCUCAGACUGUCCUGUUCACACCUCAGGAGAGGCUCCAGACUGCCCCAUGCAUUCAACAGGGCUUCAAAGUGUCCCCGGCCAUCAUGACUGUCCCAUGCAUGGUGAAGGGACCCAGCCAAAAUCCUCCACAGACUGCCCACGUCCCACGUCAGGGGUUCAAAUCAGCAUCAGCGCCCCAGAACCAGACCCCCAGGAGGAGGAGGCCGAAACAGGGAACCAUCGGCCUGGAGAUCAGGCAGGCGGAGACACGAGCAGCAUGACUGCCUCCAGGGAAUCUCUUGCUCGUUACCAUGGAGGUGACAGCGGAGUAGGUAUAUCCUCCAAUAAUACUCUCUCUCACGUUCCUCGCACGUCAAUCUUUAAGCGCCCGGGACGAAAACGCCGCCAUGGAGAUGAGACAUUCGACCACGAGAUCUCUGCCUUUUUCCCUGCCAACUUGGAUUUCCUGGCUCUCCAGGAAGUGUUUGACCACGGGUCGACGACUAGACUGCGGCAGCAAUUGCAUCGCUACUUUCCCUACGUGCUGAGCGAUGUUGGCCGGUAUGGCUGGAAAGGCUGCUGUUCCCGGUUCAAAUUCCUGAACAGUGGGCUGAUGCUGGCCAGCCGCUACCCAAUUUUGGAUGCACGGUAUGAGUGCUACCCCAACGGGAGAGGGGAGGACGCACUGGCAGCCAAAGGAGCGCUGUUUGCCAAGGUUCACGUGGGCACCUCCCAUCAGGAGCAAAGGGUUGUAGGAUAUCUCACGUGUACACACCUCCACGCCAUAGAAGUUGAUGCCUCUGUACGAUGUGAGCAGCUGGACCUGUUGCUCCGGUGGGGGGCAGAGUUUCGACAUUCCUCAUCCCAACCACCUGAAGGAGAAAAGGUGCUGGAAGACCUGGUGGCCUUUGAUGUCAUCCUGGGAGACCUCAACUUUGACAACUGCUCUUCAGAGGACAAGCUGGAGCAGCAGCAUGCACUUUUUACUCAAUACAAGGACCCAUGUCGCCUGGGGCCAGGGGAGGACAAACCAUGGGCUCUGGGUACUCUACUGGAUCCCAGUGGCCUUUAUGACGACGAGGUCAGUUCACCUGAAAGUUUACAAAAAGUGAUGGAGAAUGAGGAGGGGAGGAAGGAGUACCUGGUGUUUCCUCCCAGCAAGAGCCAGUGUCCCGCCAGCAGUCAGAAGGGGAGGAAGAUCCCACUGAAGGGCAAUGGUCGCCGGAUUGACUACAUCCUCUACAGAGACGAGGGCCUGCAGCAGGACUGGAAACUGGAAAUUGAGGAGUUCAGCUUUGUCACCCAGUUGGCUGGCCUCACCGACCACCUGUCUGUGGCCAUGCGAUUGGCUGUUUCCACCGGGGAAGAGGAGCCUUAGAUCGACCGCCUGAAGUUUUUUAAUAUACUGCCAUGGAGGAACGGCA